UGUGUGCUUCGGUCACCACUUAACGAUAGCCAUGGCCACCGUCAGAGAGUAUACCGAUUCGUUUUCUUCAACUUAAUUUUUCACGUUUCACCCAAUUCUGCUCCUCGUGACUAUUCUCGGAACGGCGGGCAUUGACCAAAGUAUGCAGAUGUGUGGUUCUCCUAAAUUUUCUGGUGGCAUUCAUUGCUGCGUGGCAGCAGGCUGGCUGCGGAGUCUGAAGUAGCCGCCGCUCGCUCGCGCAGCUGAGGAAAACAGAAGCGGUCGGCCACAGAGCGCUCGAGACCCCAGCUCGCAGCCGCCCCAGCAUCUCCUCAGCACUGGCUCCACGUCAAAUAACACCAUUUAGACCUCCGGAGAUCGCUCCGUGUCGAGUGUAUUCGGAGGCUGCGUCCGCAUCAGCACUCGUCCAUGGUGAAACAACGAUAACGCCGACCAGCGCGAUCCCCCAAAACUGGGGUUUUAACCACCGCUCGUGCGACGACAGCUGUCACCGGAGAAAGGAAAGUGAUCCAUCAAAUGCGUGCGCGGAUGAGGCAGGUUUCCGCUGGAUUUAGCCCAUCCGACCGUCCGUCAAAUGGGCGAAGUUAGGACCAACGCCACGACAUUGGAUUACCGUAUUAUGCGAUAUGCAUUUUUGAGAACUGCGGUGUUCCUUCACUGGAGAGAGGCUAGCUAGCUCAGUUAGCCGGCUAGCUGGCUAAGUGAUCCAAAGUGUGACGUUCUCUACCCCCUCCAGUAUUUUGGACAUGAAGAAAAUAAUUCGCUACUCAUAGGGUCGGAAGAAUGUCAUCAGAGGAUAAGACUGUGGACCCCUCUGACCAAGGACCCUCACCGACGUCAAGCAGUGGAGGGGCCACAUCCACAGGAAGUCCUGCCCACGCAGACAAGCGCCCCCGUGGCAGGCCGCGCAAGGAUGCUGCUGCUGGCACUCUCCUGCCGUCACCACCCUUAUCCACAUCCAAGACCAGGAAGAAGGGUCGCACCAGAGGGAGGUUUGCUGCGGAUGAGGAGGACAGUAUGGAUGGGACGGAGAUAGCAGAGUCCAUAGGUCCUCAGGACACGGAGAUGGAGGCCCAGCUGGCGGAGACUGUGGAGCUGGUGACCAGCGAGGGGCCAGAGGAGGACAGGCCCUCGUCCCCCAUGGUGGCGAGCCCUGUGGCCGGCCAAUCAGCAGGACCAUCUGUCGCAGCCAGUGGAGAACUCAAAAGCAGCGAACGUCUCUGUGCCUUCUGUUGCUGUGGCGGCCGCAGCCUUCUGGGUCAGGGGGAUCUGCGAGGGUUCAGCGUGGCGCCCGAGCUCUGCGUUCCCCACCACCGCCGCAGAGACGGAGAAGGAGGAGGUGAAGUAGGCGGAGCAGCAGCUGAAGGAGGAGGAGGAGGAGGAGGAGGAGGAGGAGAAAGCUCCACGGGGGACGGCAGUGAACACGACAACAGUAUUCCGGCUCCCCAGGCCACCUCAGGACAGAGGGACAAGCUGAAUGGAUCCGAGAGGCACGACGAAGGAACAGACCUGGCCAGCCGCUUCUGGGACGAGCUGUCUCACGUCGGCUUCCCCCAAGACCCGGACGUCCGAUCUCUUUUUGCGUCGGGGCAGUGCUGGGCCCACCAGAGCUGCGGGUUGUGGUCGGAGGGGGUUUGCCAGGGCGAGGGACAAUCUCUGCAGAACGUGGACAGAGCCGUUGACUCAGGGAGCACAAAGCACUGUGCAUACUGUAAGCGCCUUGGAGCCUCCAUAAAGUGCUGUGCGGAAGGAUGUGCUCAACUCUACCAUUACCCCUGUGCCGGGGCGGCUGGGACCCAUCAGGACAUCAGGAGCCUGUCCCUACUCUGUCCAGACCACGUCCAGCUUGCCAUCCACAGAUUUGCGGACGAGGUGAACUGUGUGUUGUGCGACAGCCCCGGGGACCUCCAGGACCAGCUCUUCUGCACCAGCUGCGGCCUGCACUACCACGGGAUGUGUCUGGAUAUGGCCGUGACCCCGUUGAGGAGGGCAGGCUGGCAGUGCCCCGAAUGCAAAGUCUGCCAGACGUGCAAGAAUCCUGGGGAGGACACCAAGAUGCUGGUGUGUGACAUGUGUGACAAAGGCUACCACACCUUCUGCCUACAACCUGCCAUGGAUUCUCUUCCCACCAACGGCUGGAGAUGCAAGAACUGCAGGGUGUGUGUGCAGUGUGGAACGAGGACCAGCGGCCAGUGGCACCACACCAGCCUGCUGUGCGAGAACUGCGUGCAGCAUCAGGACCCCAACCUGUGCUGCCCGCUGUGCGCCUGCGUCCUGGACCCGGAGCACCACAAAGACCUGCUUUCAUGUCACCUCUGUAAAAGAUGGCUACACCUGGAGUGUGAGCGUCAGAACUCAGGCCAGGCAGGCGUCCCCCCCAGGGAGGACUACGUCUGCUCCAGCUGCAGGCCCCCCGCUGCAGACAUGGACGUCGGCCCGGAGCCCAGCCCGCAGCCCGCCUCAACGCACAUAAACCCUGAGAGCGGCCCGCAACCAGCCCACAAGCACACGGACCUCCCGUCGGACGCCGCGCCCUCGGCGGCGCCGCCUCCGCCGCCUCUGCCGCCGCCGCCGACGCCUCCGGACAUGCACAAUGACCCCGAACCGGAAUUACUCUCUGUCCCGUCGCACUCAGACCCAACGCCUGUCCAGGCCGCCGUCCAGGAGGAGAGGCCGCCGUCGGACGCCACGACGCCCGAUGCUGCAGCAGGUGCCAGCGUCAUCGGGGCGCAGGCCUCUGAGUCCCCCGUCCAGGAAAACCCCACGGAGGUCCAGACAGUGAAACAUCCAGCAGCGGCGUCCCCCAUGACCGAACCCUCGUCCACGGACAGCCCUGCCUCGCCACGGUCCACCAGCCCAAAGCCCCGGGCUCUCCCGGCCCAGCUGCCCCUGCAGGAGGUGCCUGCACAGGAGAGCUCACCACCCACCACCCCCACCAAGCCAGCAAACUCAGAACGCUCCCCCGAGGAGGGCGCCCUACAACCCAGCACAAAGGAUACCAAGGCCAUCACCUCGCCCACCAAAGAACAAAGUCCCCCGGUGUCUCCGGACGCCUCGGACGAACCCAUGGAGGUGUCCCCGUCGCAGCCUUCGGGCGGGGAGGGGGACCGGGGGGCCGCGGCCCCGGAGAGGACUCAAACGGACCCUCACCGAGAGAGCUCAGUGGGGACCUCGGGGUCGCCGGGCUCCAGCGCGGUGGAGGAGGAGGAGAUGGACACCACCCCGGAGAGCAUUCCCAACACGGGGCCGUCCUCGGAGGAGAAGGCUCUGGAGCCGCUGGGCGAGACGGCCUCGUCUCCCGCCCUCUCCUCUCCCCUGGCUCCGGGGACCUCGCCCAGAGAGCCCCCCCUGACCCAGGUCCUCCCUCCCCUGGGGGACCAUAGCAGUGUUCAACCCACCACCGCCACAACUACCCUCAUACCCUUCACCCCCAAGAUCGGCAUGGGGAAGCCAGCAAUCACCAAGAGAAAGUUCUCGCCCGGGAGACCCAGAGUGAAGCAGGGUGCAUGGAGCCCCCAUAGCAGUGUGAGCUCUGCCUCGCCCUGGUCUCCAGACCAGCCUGAGGGGUGGGACUUCCCAAAGACCAGGCAGCCUCCAGGCAGCCCCGGCUGGAGCAUCAGAGUGGGCCGCGGCUCGGGCUUCCCAGGCAGGAGGAGGCCCAGGGGGGCGGGGCUGUCGGGUAGAGGGGGGCGUGGUAGGGCCAGGGGCAAGAGCGGCGCUAGUCCCUCCAUCCACCCCGGGCUCACAGCAAUGGAGUCGCAGUACCCCGUCAAGGAGGAAGAGGAGAACGCCAUGCACAACACCGUCGUCAUUUUCUCGAGCAACGACAGUUUCACAUUAAAACAGGACAUGUGCGUUGUGUGUGGGAGCUUCGGGCUGGGCGCGGAGGGCCGCCUGCUGGCCUGUGCGCAGUGCGGCCAGUGUUACCAUCCCUUCUGCGUUGGCAUCAAGAUCACCAAGGUGGUGUUGAGCAAAGGCUGGCGCUGUCUGGAGUGCAGCGUGUGCGAGGCGUGCGGCCAGGCGACGGACCCCGGCCGCCUGUUGCUCUGUGACGACUGCGACAUCAGCUACCACACGUACUGCCUGGACCCCCCGCUGCAGAACGUGCCCAAGGACAGCUGGAAGUGCAAGUGGUGCGUGUCGUGCACCCAGUGUGGCGCCACGUCUCCCGGCCUGCGCUGUGAAUGGCAGAAUAAUUACACGCGGUGUGCCCCGUGCGCCAGCCUGACCGCGUGCCCCAUCUGCCUGCUGGACUACAGCGAGGGAGCCAUCAUAGUGCAGUGCCGCCAGUGCGACAGAUGGCUCCAUGCCUCUUGUCAGGGUCUCCACUCGGAGGAGGAUGUGGAGAAAGCCGCCGAUAGCAGUUUUGACUGCACAAUGUGCCGAGCUUUCAAGACCACAAAGGCAGUGGCAGGCAAGGCCAGAGACUGCAUUGAGCCGGCAGUUAUGACGCAGAUUGUGACAAAGGCAAAAGAACUGGACCUGGCGAGGACCUACACCCAGGACGGCGUGUGUCUGACGGAGUCGGGGCUGUGCCAGCUGCAGAGUCUGUCGGCCGCUGCGUCCCGCCGCCGGAAGCCCAAGCCCAAGCUCAAGCUGAAGAUCAUCAACCAGAACAGCGUGGCGGUGCUGCAGACCCCCGUGGACCCCCUGUCGGAGCUCUCCCGUGACGAAGACAUAGAAGACACCCGAGAGGCGGAGCUCCUCGACUGCGAGGCCAAGUCUGACUCCAGCCUGGAGCGCGAGCCCAUGGAGGAGGACUCCAAGGGGGCGGACAGCAGCAAGAAGAGGAAGAGGAAGCCGUACCGGCCGGGCAUCGGGGGCUUCAUGGUGCGUCAGAGGAGCCGACCGGGACAGGGCCCGGGCAAGACCAAGCGCUCGCUGUGCCGGAAGGACUCCUCCGGCUCUGUGUCGGAGCUCCAGCCUGUGAAGGAUGAGGCGGGCUGGACGGAGGCCCUGCCGGACACGCCUGUGGACGAGACCCCUCCAGGCCCAGAGGUCCCGGAGAAGAUCAAGAAGCGCUACCGGAAGAAGAAGACCAAGCUGGAGGAGGCCUUCCCCGCAUACCUGCAGGAGGCCUUCUUUGGCAAGGACCUGCUGGACAAGAGCAAGCAGAGCAGGCAGCAGGCCGCGGGCCCCACGGGCCUGCUGGAGGACGGGCAGGGCCAGGCCGACGGCAAGCCCCCCCGCAGGGCCAACAGCAGCAGCUUCCUGGACCCCUCGUCCGACCCCCUGCUGAGUGCCUCGGCAGCACCCCUGACCUCCAGGCCGCCGGGAGCACAGACCCGUGAGGAACCCUUAGUUGAUCUGUGUGAGGUGUUGAACACCGACGCAGACAUCUUGGGGAUGCUGGGGAGGCCAAGCAUUGACUCGGGUCUUGAUUUUUGCCCCUUCCAGGUGGAAGGCUCCCCUCCUCCUUUUGCUGGUCUGGACAUCAGGCCCUUGUCCAACAGCAGCCCGGUGGCCCCCCACAUCCACUCUGGCCGCCGUACGCCUCGAGCCCUCCAAGACGAGCCCCUGGACGGCAUCCUGAGUCCGGAGCUGGACAAGAUGGAUGAGUCGAUUCUCAGCAAACUGUACAAAAUUCCAGAGCUGGAGGGGAAGGAUGUAGAGGACCUCUUCACUGCAGUCCUCAGCCCCACCAGCAGCCAACCAACACCACAGAUGCCUCACCCCCCGGGCCAUGGGCCCCUCCCCGCCACGCCAGGCCCCAGUGCACCUCACCCCAACGCAGGGAAUCCCAUGUUUGUACGAAUGCCCAUGAUGAAUGGUAUGAUGGGACCAAGCCAAAGGUUUCCUACAAAUCCAGGAGGCCCCUGCAUUCCCGACAACUUCUCCCCCCUCCACCGUAUGCCUUUCACUGACAAUCCAAGAGAUAGAAAGUUCAAUCAGAUGCCUCGAGAGGCGGGUCCAUGGGGCUCUCCAGCCCAGAGCCAGGGCCCCACUCCGCCAGGAUCCCUUCACGAGGGGGAGUCUGAAGCCAUGUCCAAUGCCCAAAGGAGCACACUGAAGUGGGAGAAGGAGGAGACCCUUGGGGAGCUGGCCACAGUGGCACCCGUUCUCUAUACCAAUGUCAAUUUCCCCAAUCUCAAGGAAGAGUUCCCAGACUGGUCGACAAGAGUCAAGCAAAUAGCAAAACUGUGGAGGAAAGCUAGUUCGCAGGACAGGGCUCCCUAUGUGCAAAAGGCGAGAGACAACCGAGCAGCCCUGCGCAUCAACAAGGUGCAGAUGUCCAAUGACACGGUGAAGAGGCACCCGCCACAGCCGCAGCCCCCCGAGGUGUUUGACCCCAACUUACCACUAGACACAGAACUGCUCUUUAAAGACCCUUUGAAACCCAAAGAGUCAGAGCAUGAGCAAGAGUGGAAGUUUAGACAGCAAAUGAGGCAGAAGAGCAAACAGCAAGCCAAGAUCGAAGCCACCCAGAAACUGGAGCAAGUGAAGAACGAGCAGCUCCAGCAGCAGCAACAGCAGCAGUCGGGCAGCCAGUCCGAGGGCGACGGCAACAACAGCGGCAACCAGAGCCCUGCCUCGCAGCCCAGCAACGGCAGCAUGUCCCCCAUGCAGCCGCUGAACUCUAAAGAUGGAUUUGCCCGGCCCCAGCUCCCGGGGACCCCAACCUCGGGGACCCCCGAGGACGUCUUCCUGCGGCCCCCACCACCGCCUCCGUCAGGGCCGUCCUCGCAGCCCCAGUCACCGCAGGUGUUCUCGCCGGGCUCCUCCGGCUCCAGACCCUCCUCCCCCUGGGACCCGUACGCCAAGAUGGUGGGUACGCCCAGGCCGCCCAACCUGGGGACCAACGCCUGCCGCCGGAUCCCCAUGGAGUCCGGGAAGUCGCCGACCUCUCACAUGGAGCCGCAGGACCGAGGGAGACCCUCCCCCGCUCACGAGGCCUUUGGCUCGCCCACGUCUGUGAACCAUGACCCCUACGCCAAGCCCCCGGACACCCCCAGGCCAGCGGGGGACAUGGACCCGUUCCUGAAGCCCAUGGGACCUCCCAGGCCCAGCCAGAUGGCCCAGGGGAGACCGCCCAUGGGCUCUCCAGGUAGAGAUCCUUACUCCAGGCCCAUGAUCCGGAACGAGGCCUAUCAGCGCAUGGCCCAAAACAGAAUGAUCCUGUCCGACCCUUACUCGCGGCCCCUGCUUGCGCCCAUGCCCGGCAGCAACGAAUCCGGCUCAGGCGGGCUGUUCAAAGCCCCCAUGCCUCCCCCUCAGGCUCAGGACCCCUUUAACCGACCAGGCCUACACCCCGCGGACAGAUUUGCUCCGAGUCAGCAGAACGAUCCCUAUGCCCAGCCUCCGCACACCCCCAGACCUUCUGGCGGGGAUCAGUCCUUCACCAGCCCUCCUAGAAUGGGCCAGCACCACAUGCAGGGCCAUCCGUUUGCGCAGCCCGGUCCAAUGGCGCACAUGUCCCGAAACCCUUACGCCCACGCACCUUCGACGCCCCGGCCCGACCACUACACGUACGACCCCUUCGCUCAGUCGCCCGGUCCCAACAAACCAGCCGGGGACCCUUACUCGCAACCCCCGGGCACGCCUCGACCCAGCAUGGACGGAAACGGCCAGUCUCGGCCCUUCUUUGAAGGGUUCGCACGGCCGCCUGGCACGCCGCGCCCGCACGACAACUACGGCCAGUCGGGCACCAUGGCCAGCCCGUCCUCUGACCCGUACUCUCCGGUCACCUCCCGCUCGGCCGGGAUGAACCAGUUCGUCCAUCAGUCUCACCCGUCGCAGAAGAUGUCUCCUUCUCACGCCAUGGACCCCUAUGCCCAGGCCCCGAGCACUCCGCGACCCAGCAUGGGCGAGAGGUUCCCCAAAUCCCCCGGUGGCCAGAGAUUGCCCAUGGACAUGUACCCUACCAACCCCGGACAGCAAAGGCCAGGGGGCGGCGAAAUGUUUCCCCAACCCGGGGUGCAGAGGACUAUGAUGAACGACAUCUACGCCCAACCGCCCGGGACCCCGCGCUCCCUCCUGGGUCCCGAUGGGAUGAACCGGCCGCGGCAGGGGCCGAUGGGAAACCACCAGGACCCCUUCUCCCCACCUCAAGGCAGGAUGCAGGAGUCCUUCCAGCAUCCGGGCUCCCAAACACCAAAACAUCCCAGCCUUCAAGAAGACUGCUUUUCCCAGGCGCCGUCGCAAAGACCCAAUCAGACCCCUGUCCACGACCCAUUCCAACAGGGCCCAAUGACUCCUAGACCGCUGCCGACAGAGAGAAUGGAGAUGAAGGAUCAGGCUGGAAACGGUGGACCCGGAGCCCAGGAGGCGGGCCACAUGCACCCCCAUCUGCAGAUGCAAGGCUCUGAGGUUCAGAGUGUUCCUCUGGCUGACAGCGAGGAACGGCUUAGACAGCGGCAGCGUAUUCGAGAACUGCUGCUCAAACAGCAGCAGCAGAGGAGUAUCAUUCGGCAAGAGCGCGGCCCCCACGACUCCACCGGUGGCAUGCCCCCCGGAGCGCCGCGACCGUGGCCACAGGAGGGUCUCGGGCAGCCGGGCGAGAUGUUCAACAGACCCCCUCCACCCUAUCCAGGACAGGGGCCGAUGAGAGGACCGAUGAGAUACCCAGGGCCUUUCCCAGGAGAUCACCGUGGCCCUUUCCCCAAUGAGGGCCAGAUGGCCAGGGGCAUGCAUCCCGGGGAUCCUAAUAUGAGACACCAAGGGCCAAGGUUUGCAUUUCCACAAGGUGGGCCUGGGUCACACGGAGGUCAAGAAUUCUUCCCCAGAGGUCCUCAUCAAAUGCAGGACAUCCCACCUCAGAUGAGAAGAUCCAUGUCGGGGGACAUGGCCAAGGCCAUGGGCGGUCCUAUGGGCAUGCCCCAGCACUUUCCUCCUCGCGGGAUGCCGGUGCAGCAGCACAACAUAAUGGGCCAGCCUUUCAUUGAGCUGCGCCACAGAGCUGCAGAGAGCCGCCUCCGCAUGCCACCCUUUGCCCCCGGUGCCAUGCCAGGGGGCAACAUGGACCUAAACAUGCAGGUGCAGCGGCCAACCGGCUUCCCUGGGGGCCCAGAGUUCAGGUUCCCCUCCAACCUCCAGGGUCCCAGGAUGAUGGAUCCCAUGGGCGGUCAGGGGGGCCAUGUCCAGCUGUCCUCCAGCAUGGAGAAUCUGAACCACCAGCAACACAUGCAAGGGAACAACAUGCCCAGGCAGGCCACGUUGAUGAGGUCAAUGAGCCAGCCGGCUUCCAAUGACUCCCACAAUAUGACGGCAGCAAUGAUGAUGGUUUCGCCCCCUCCUGGCCACAACGAAAGUGUUACUCCCAGUGACGCUGCAGAGGAGAAACUAGACUCGGAGGAAUCGGCCGUUAAGGACUUUGAGGACGUGGAGGUGAAAGACCUGGUCGAUGCCGAUCUGGAGAAUCUCAAUUUAGAUCCGGAAGACGGCAAAGACCUAGACUUGGAGACCAACGACCUCCACCUCGAGGACUUGUUCAGCUCUGGCAAAUUUGACAUCAUCGCCUACACGGACCCGGAUCUCGACGACAUCAAAAAGGACAUGUUCAACGAGGAGCUGGAUCUCAGUGACCCCAUGGAGGACAACAUGGACACCGGCGAUGUCCAGAGGUCUUCUUCUGAGACGAAGAACAACAACAGCAGCAGCAGUGGUGCAGAGACAUCGUCGACUUCAACAUCGGUCACCACAAAGUCUGAGCCCUCCUCGGGGCUGAUGCGAUCUGACGUGAAACAGGAGGCUGAAGGGAAUCUGGGCUCCACCUCUUUGGCCGUCGCUCAUGAAAUCAAAACGGAGGGGAAGGACGGGCAGAAGUCCGCGGAGACCAACGACCAGCAAACCAACGGCGAAGCAAUGACUCCCAACCAGCAGGGGGUGCUGUCCGACUCCACCCCGGUGUUGUCCAGUCUGCUCAUAAAGCAGCAGCCCACAGAGCAGUCGUUAAACCAAAUGGCCGACUCCGUCAACCAUGGGGGCAACCUCAUGCCCCAGGCCAACCAAGUCACCGACGCCAAUCAGCACAGCGCCGGCCUCGACAUGGGCCAAACGCUGUCCGACGCCACGGCGGCCGAAGCCUCCAUGGCCGGGUUCGGGAACGACCCUCAGACGGGCAUGGGUCCGGGGCUGGAGCAGAGCACCCUGAGCCAGGCUCAGCAGGUCAUGCUGAACCAGGCCCUGGCCCAGCAGUCGGGCCAGCAGUCGAGACCCCUGCUGCUUGAAGAGCAGCCCCUCCUCCUGCAGGACCUUCUGGACCAGGAGAGGCAGGAGCAACAGCAGCAGAGGCAGAUGCAGGCCAUGAUACGACAGCGCUCCAGUGACUCCUUCUUCCCCAACAUUGGCUCAACCGUCGACGUCUUUGCUGAUUUCGAUGCCAUCACAGACCCCAUCAUGAAGGCUAAAAUGGUGGCCCUGAAAGGCAUCAACAAAGUCAUGGUUCAGAACAACAUGGGAAUGAGUCCAAUCGUCAUGAACAGGUUUCCCCCUGGAGCGGUACCACACUGUCCCGAAGCCGCCCCCAUCCCACCACAGGUGGUCGGACAGGAUGGAAAACUGACCCAGGUAGCCAGGCCGAACCCUCCAAACUUCGGACCGGGCUUCGUCAACACAGCUCAGAGGGCCCAGUACGAGGAGUGGCUGCAGGAGACCCAGCAGCUGCUCCAGAUGCAGCAGAAGUUCCUGGAGGAGAAGAUAGGAGCGCACCGGAAGUCCAAGAAGGCGCUGUCGGCCAAGCAGAGGACCGCGAAGAAGGCAGGCCGGGACUUUCCGGAGGAGGACGCAGAGCAGCUGAAACAUGUCACAGAGCAACAAGGGGUGGUGCAGAAACAACUGGAGCAGAUCCGCAAGCAGCAGAAGGAGCACGCCGAGCUCAUCGAGGAGUACCGGGUCAAACAGCAGCAGAACAACAUGCCCCCGACCAUGGGGCCGGGCCCGCCGGGGCCCAUGCAGGGCCCGGCCGGCAUGGUGCCCGGUGGGCCGCCCAUGGUCCCGCCCACCAUGAACCCCAUGAUGCCCAUGCAGCUCCACCCGGGCCAGCCCAACGCCCCUCCCCGCAUGCCCGGGGGACCGCCCCCCGGCUGGCACCCCGGGGCCCCCAUGGCCGGGCCCGGUAUGCCGCCCAUGAUGCCUCCCCAGGUGCCCAUGGGCAACCAAGGCCAGCCUCAUCCCAUGCCGAUGGUCAACAUGCCGCAGCGGCCUCCUCAGAUGCCCCAGCAGAUGCCCCAGCAGAUGCCCCAGCAGAUGCCUCCUCAGAUGCCCCAACAGAUGCCCCAACAGAUGCCCCAGCAGAUGCCGCAACAGAUGCCCCAGCAGAUGCCCCAGCAGAUGCCCCAGCAGAUGCCGCAGCAGAUGCCCCAGCAGAUGCCGCAGCAGAUGCCCCAGCAGAUGCCGCAGCAGAUGCCCCAGCAGAUGCCCCAGCAGAUGCCCCAGCAGAUGCCCCAGCAGAUGCCCCAGGAAGCCCAACCCCCACCAUCCCCGCAGGCGAAGCCAGCUCCUUCCAGCGGGCUCAAGUUUGACGACAACAAUCCGUUCAGCGAGGGCUUCCAGGAGCGGGAGAGGAGGGAGCGCCUCCGGGAGCAGCAGGAGCGCCAGCGGGUGCAGCUCAUGCAGGAGGUGGAGCGGCAGAGAGCCCUGAAGCAGCGCAUGGAGAUGGAGCAGCAAGGCAUGAUGGGACCAGAGGGCAACAUGGCACCGCUCUCGCAGAUGCCCUUCUUCAACGCGGAGCUGCCGCAGGACUUCAUGCAGGCGCAGAGGCCCCCGCACCCGCAGCAAAUGGGCCCCAUGUUCCCCCAGCAGCAGCCCAUGCAGCCCGGCAUGGGCUCCCCGCCGGGGGGCUUCAUGCAGGGCGAUAGGCGGGGCAUGUUGACUAACGGCUUGAUGCCACAGGACCACAUGGGACCCGGCUUCGGGCCCGACAACAUGGGGGGGAACUUCCACCAGGGUCCGCCCCGACCGCGCCGCUUCAGCGGCCCCGGGAUGAUGCCCCAGAUGCAAGGCGAGGGUCCCCCGUUCGGCGGCGACAUGUCCACGCCCCUGCCCUCCAACUACCCCGGCUCGGGCCAGUCUUUGAUCCAGCUCUACUCCAACAUCAUCCCCGACGAAAAGGGCAAGAAGAAGAGGAACCGCAAGAAGAAGAAGGACGAGGACGCCGACUCGGUGAAGACGCCCUCCACGCCGCACUCGGACCUCACGGCCCCGCUCACCCCCUGCGUCUCGGACACCUCCUCCACGCCAACCAGGAGCACCCACCCGUUCGGGGACCAGGACCUCUCCAGGUCGCCCAUGAUGGGCUCGGCCACGCCCAGCCACUCGGAGCUAGAGAGGCAGCUCUCCGGGGGCGCGGCGGGCCAGCAGGCGCUCCACGCCGAGGCGGCCCGGGCCCAGGCCCAGGCCCAGGCCCAGGCCCAGGCCCAGGCCCAGGCCCAGGCCCAGGAGCAGGAGAGGAUCCUAAGCAACAUCAAGCUGGAGCAGACGGAGGCCAGCGAGUGGCACGGCCAGCCGGGCUCCGGGAUGGGCUCGGUGAAGGAGGAGGGGAGCAAAGGCGGGGUGUCGCCCUUCGCCGCCGCGCUGAGCCCCGCCAACAACAAGGGCGAGGCGGGCAACGAGCUGCUGAAGCACCUCCUGAAGAACAAGAACACGCCACCGCCGCCGCCGGGCCUGCCCCACCAGCGCUCCGAGGAGAGCCUGCGCUCGGAGGAGGAAGAGCCCGCAGACUGCAAGGCUCUGUUGCUCAGGCAGAGCUCCAUAGACAGCAACGGGGCGUACUCCGAUGGCCUCCCCGACUUCCCUGGACCCCUGCACACGGAGCAGGAGAAGAAGAAGGAGAAGAAGAAGAGGACGCCGAAGAGCGGGGAGAAGCUGCCGGCGUCGCGCUACAAGAAGAGGAAGAAGGAGGGGGAGGACAGGCAGCUGACACACUCUGGCACCGACAACGUCAUGACACAGAUCAAACAGCAGCUGUCCAUGCUGCCCCUGAUGGAGCCUCUGAUCGGGGUCAACCUGGCCCACUUCGCCCCCUACGGCAGCAGCCAGCUGAACGGGGAGAGCCUGCUCUCGGGUGCCUUCGGCAGCGCCUCGCUGGACGGCGUCUCCGACUACUACUCCCAGCUGGCCUACAAGCAGAGCAACCUGAGCAACCCGCCCACGCCCCCGGCGUCCCUCCCUCCGACCCCGCCUCCAGUCAACCGCCAGAAGAUGAUCAAUGGCUUCGCCACCACAGAGGAGCUGGCCAGCAAGGCCGCUGCCAUGGUGUCUAAAGGACUAGUCCCCAAGCCCCUCCACGUCCAGUUCAGAGCGGAGGAGGACCUGCUGGCCCGGGCCAUCGCCCAGGGCCCCAAGACCGUGGACGUGCCCGCCUCCCUGCCUACCCCCCCUCACAACAACCAGGAGGAGCUCAGCAACCGGGGGCAGGAGCCCGGCAAAGACAGAGACACACCGGACAGCUUCGUGCCGUCGUCGUCACCAGAGAGUGUAGCAGGCGCCGAGAUCAGCCGCUACCCUGACCUGACCCGCGUUAAAGAGGAGCCCCGAUCGCCCUGCCUGUCCCCCAUCCUCUCCAUGCUCCCCCCUCCCCAUGGGAAAGGCACAGAGAUCAAGCUGAGAGACAUCAAGACGGAGCCUUCCGGAGUGUUCUUUGGCGCCCCCUACGGGGCCUUGGGGAACGACUCCAAACAGGGCCUGGUGUCGGUGGCCAUCACUCUGCGGCCGGCAGCUGCAGAGAACAUCACGGGCGUCGUGGCGGCCAUCUCGGACCUGCUGUGCGUCAAGAUCCCCAGCAGCUACCAGGUCAGCAGCACGCCGGAGCGCGGGCCCCUGGCCAUGCUCAGCGGCCUGCGGGUGGGCCCCCACGGAGGCCUCGACACCCGGCCGCCCCCCGUCGCCUUCCAGGCGCGCAUGGACGCCGCCGCGGUCCACCAGCGGCCCCUGGGCCAGAUGAUGAUGAGGCCCAACGGGACGUCACAGGGCGUGAUGCAGCAGAGCCAGCAGCAGCAGCAGCAGCAGCAGCGCUUCCAGCACCACAGCCCGGGCUCGGCUGCAGUCAGAGGAGCAGACAAGAAGAUCCCCGGCAGCCCUGGCUCCAAACCCCAGUGGUGCUGCCACUGCAAGGUGGUGGUGCUGGGAAACGGAGUUCAGAAGUCCCUCAAAGACCUCCCUAACCACAAACGGGAGUCUGACGGAGAGAUGAAAUCGGAAGGAAACUUGGUCUUCUGUAGUCACAGCUGCUUCCUCCUCUUCUCCUCCUCAUCCUCCCAGCCAAGGUCAACCCCUGAAACUAAGGACACGGUAGAGCUCCUGCCGGACACGGAGGAGAAAGAGAGCCUGUCCAAGACCCAGCACCAGUACAGCAACAACAUGUCCACGCUGGACGUCCACUGCCUCGCCCAGCUGCAGCCCAAACAGUCGCCUCCCUCCAGCCCUCCGCCGCCGCCCCUCCCCUUCCUCGGCGCGGGACUCACCCCCAAGACGGAGGCCAAGUCGGACACCAUCAAGGUGACGGUGAAGCUGAAGGCGCGGCCGCGGGCCCACCACCACCACCACGAGGGCGGCUGGCACCAGGGCAAGCGGCAGAAGGGCCUGCGCUGGAGGAAGUGGACCCUGCAGGUGCUGGUGCCCCGGGGCUCGGCGCUGCCCGACGAGGACAAGAUCGACGAGCUGCUGAAGAGACUGGGCGCGUCGCUGCGGCCACCCGCCGCCCUGCGGGACUCCCGCCGCUGCUGCUUCUGCCACCAGCCGGGCGACGGCGCCACGGACGGGCCGGGGCGGCUGCUCAACCUGGACGCCGACGCCUGGGUGCACCUCAACUGCGCGCUGUGGUCGAGCGAGGUGUACGAGACGCAGGCGGGCGCGCUCAUGAACGUGGAGCCGGCGCUGCGGCGGGGCCAGGCGUCGCGCUGCGCCUUCUGCCAGCGCACGGGCGCCACCGGCGGCUGCCACCGGCUGCGCUGCGCCAACGUCUACCACUUCCCCUGCGCGCUGCAGGCCCACUGCACCUUCUACAAGGACAAGACCAUGCUGUGCCACGCCCACCGGCCGCGCGGCGCCGCCGCCGCCGGGGGCCACGCCGCGGAGCACGAGCUGCGCUGCUUCGCCGUGUUCCGCCGCGUGUACGUGCAGCGGGACGAGGCGCGGCAGAUCGCCUCGGCGGUGCGGCGGCCCGAGUUGGGCUACACCUUCCGCGUGGGCAGCCUGGUGCUGCACGCCAUGGGCCAGCUGACGCCGUCGCAGAUGGCCUCCUUCCACUCACCCACCGCCAUCUUCCCCGCCGGCUACGAGGCCUGCCGCAUCUACUGGAGCAUGCGCCACGGCAACCGGCGCUGCCGCUACGUGUGCUCGGUGGAGGAGCGCGAGGACCUGCCCGAGUUCUCCAUCCGCGUGGUGGAGCAGGGCCACGAGGACCUGGUCCUGACCGACGCCAGCCCCAAAGGGGUAUGGGAUAAGGUCCUGGGCCCAGUCGCCGAGCGCAGGACCGAGUCCGACACCCUCAAACUCUUCCCCGUCUACCUGAAAGGAGAGGACCUGUUUGGGCUCACCAUCUCCGCCGUCACCAAAAUCGCCGAAUCGCUGCCAGGAGUGGAAGUCUGUGAGAGGUACUCGUUCCGCUAUGGCCGAAACCCUCUGAUGGAGCUGCCGCUCAAGUUCAACCCCGCUGGCAGCGCCCGGGCCCAGCCUCGGGCCAACAAGCCCAUCACCACCCUGGUCAUCAGGCCCCAGCCACAGGCAGUGCCCGCGAGUAGCGCCCGCUCCAACCAGAACGUGGCCCAGGGAGAAGGUGGCGCCCCCCACAGCAAGCCUCCGGUAGUGCACCCUCGCUCCUCCCAGUACCGCUGGAUGAAGAACGAGUGGAGGGCCAACGUCUACCUCGGCCGCUCCCGCGUCCAGGGUCUGGGGCUGUUUGCCGCCAAGGACAUCGAGAAGCAGACCAUGAUGAUCGAGUACAACGGGACCGUGCUCCGCAACGAGGUGGCCAUCAGCAAGGAGAAGAUCUACCGGUCUCAGAAUCGAGGAGUGUUCAUGUUCCGCAUCGACAGCGAGCAUGUGGUGGACGCCACCCGGAGCGGAGGUCUGGCCAGAUACAUCAACCACUCUUGCGCUCCCAACUGCGUGGCCGAGGUGGUGACCUUCGAACGAGGCUACAAAAUCAUCAUCAGCUGUAACCGGAGGAUAGAGAAAGGGGAGGAGCUGUGCUUUGACUACCAGUUUGACGCUGCCGAGGGCCAGCCCCAGAUCGCCUGCCUGUGUGGCGCCAGCGAGUGCAGGAAGUGGAUCAACUGAAGUUGGGAGAUUGUGUUACAAAGGCGGCGGCGAAGGAGGGCGCGCUCCUUUUUGCCCCGCGCGCCCGCGUGCGUCCUAAAAACCCUCACUAAGAAAAUAGCAUCUCACCGUCUCACUAUCUCACUAACGGCAUUAGUACGACCUUUUAGUAUUUUUCUUUUGGUUUCAUCUCCAAGUGAGCGGAAAGGCCUGAGGCGUUGUUUCAGGAGUGGCGUCCCGCGUCGGCCAAUGAGGAAAGGAGGCUUGUUAGGAAUGAGAAACAGGAGGAAGUAGCAAGACGCGACUAGUGCCAUGUCUAUCUGUAGAUAUAUACAUCUAUAUGUAUAUCUUUAUGUAUAUCUAUACAUAGAUAUGGGAGGCACUGUGGUGUCGGAGGUCCUCCGUCUGUCUCUGUAUCCAUGUGUUUUGUUUUGGUAUACAUAAGGCGCGAAAUCCACCAGCCAAUGAGAGCACUGUGCGGGGGUGCGGCCUUAUUGCUUCUCACUAUAAGGGCGGGCCCUUUUUUGUUUCAUACUGUUAAUGUAUACCCUGACUAAAUGUAGACAUCACUGAAUGAGGAAUGUACAGCAACGAAUACCACGAAGGGAAUAUUAACUUGCACUAAAAAGACAAAAAACCACACACAAAACAACAACAAAAAAACUUUAAAAAAACGAAAAACAACAACAACACACAAAGAACUUUGAAGAUACUUGAUUCCAUGAGUCAGUUUUAUCCUAGGUUUCUGUCGUGAUCUGUGUGGAUUUAGAGAGAGGACGUUUUGUAUUUAUUAGAGUGAAUGAAUUUUAUUCAUGAGAUGAGUUAAAGAAGGCUAGACCGCUUAUUGUUUUGAAGAUUGAAGACAUGCUGUUACUUUUGUAAAAAGAAAAAGAAAAAAAAAGAAAUGUACAUAAAGAAAACUAUAGGAAUAACCGACCAAAUACUACCUUAACCUUCUCGAUGUUUGGGUGUUUUUAAAUUGUUUUUGUUUGUUGUUGAAAUUUAUUUAAGAUGGACAUUUUGAUUUCAGUUUGAGAGUAUAUAUUAUGAAUAUUCUGUACAGAAUUUGUAAAAUAACCACAAUUCACAAAGUAUUUUUGUUGUAUUAAAAGUAAGGUAUUGUAGCGUAGUGUUUUGUGACUUACACGUACUUUGACCACUCGAAAAGAAAUAUUUUUGUUGAAUAAUGUGGUAAUGAAUUAUGGAUUACAGAAUCAAGUGAACUCUUCGAUUUAGUAAGAGAUCCUUCUGAUCUGUUUGCUGUUAUUCAGGUUUGAUUUAAGGAAGAAAAAAAACUGUGAAUUAGGUUUUAACUACCCAAAAACAACUUUUAACUUUUUAACACGAAUACAGUAGGCAUAGGAACACAAUUGUGUUUUUCACCUGAUUUUGUUUGUUUCUACAUUCGGGGAGAAGAAUGAGGUGAAUCGUCUAAUGUCGCGAGUUAGACAAGAUUUUAACAGUUUAAUGUUGAACAGUGAAUAAACCCAGGGGGGGAGAUGCUAUUUGGAAGGGAAGGUGGUGCUACCUUUUUCAGAGAUGGCAUUCCCCUUAAUCAGAAAUGCUUCUUAUACUUCACAAGUCACCUGUCGCUUAGAAAUGGAAGUUUUUGCGUGCACAAUUUCAAGUCGACUGUAAAAUUUUGGAGACAGUCUUAGAACUUGUAAUGUAUAUGGCAUGUAUUUUUUUAACUUUCUCAAGACUCAAUUGUAUAUAUUUUCUCAAUGAAUGGUUGUAACAAAAUUGUUCCCUGGAUAUUUUUCUUCUCUUGUAUAUUACAUCAUCCUGCCUGUCUGUGCUACAUUUUUCUUGGUCCUGUAAAGUAGUCUGAAUUUUUUUUCUUUUUGAAAAAUGCCUUUUGAAGUGUACAGAGUAAUAUGAGGUUUGGAGUUUGUGGAAUUUAGAAACAUUUACAAAAAUAAAACUAUUUUACAUCCUAUUAUGUCAUAUUACGAAUGUAAGU
Messenger RNA from Gadus chalcogrammus (walleye pollock), 18157 nucleotides. It is a transcript of the gene kmt2cb, whose product is annotated as lysine (K)-specific methyltransferase 2Cb. Gene Ontology annotation, molecular function: histone H3K4 methyltransferase activity; histone binding; transcription coactivator activity. The record is from RefSeq and is a predicted model, not a curated record. Gene Ontology annotation, biological process: positive regulation of transcription by RNA polymerase II. The transcript is spliced from 61 exons. Lineage: Eukaryota; Metazoa; Chordata; Actinopteri; Gadiformes; Gadidae. Gene Ontology annotation, cellular component: nucleus; MLL3/4 complex. The coding region runs from base 784 to 16215 and encodes 5143 amino acids.